Messenger RNA from Contarinia nasturtii (swede midge), 1743 nucleotides. It is a transcript of the gene Dbp80, whose product is annotated as DEAD-box helicase Dbp80. The transcript has 9 exons. Gene Ontology annotation, molecular function: RNA helicase activity; ATP binding; RNA binding. The record is from RefSeq and is a predicted model, not a curated record. NCBI's taxonomy places the organism in Eukaryota, Metazoa, Arthropoda, Insecta, Diptera, Cecidomyiidae. Bases 130 to 1542 code for a protein of 470 amino acids. Gene Ontology annotation, cellular component: nucleus; cytoplasmic stress granule. Gene Ontology annotation, biological process: poly(A)+ mRNA export from nucleus.
ACUUGUUUAGGCUAUAUCGGUUGUUUGUCAAAUGUACAACUUUUAACAUUGCGGCAUUUUUUACGAUUUGGCGUAUUUUAUCAAAAACACAUUUUCACCUAUCUAUUUUCGUGCAAAUUCUCGAUAAUAAUGUCGCAGAAUCCGGAAAACACUUGGUCGGCCGCCGAAGCAAAAGAAAACCAACAAGAAAUUGCCAAAUUGGUAGACAAUUUGUCAUUGCAAAAGGAUGGCGAGGCUAAAUCCGAAGAUGACGGUGUCGACGUUUCAAAUCCGGCUGACGCUAGUUUGUUGCAAAAAAUCAUUCGUAAAGGUUUGAUCGAUACAAGGUCCGAAUUGGAUAUCAUUCGACAAGAUCCAAAUUCACCGCUUUACUCGGCAAAAACAUUCGAGGAAUUGAAAUUGAAGCCCGAACUUUUGAAAGGUGUUUACGCCAUGAAUUUCAACAAACCAUCCAAAAUUCAGGAAACGGCACUUCCCACAUUGCUCGCUGAUCCGCCGCAAAAUAUGAUCGCUCAGUCGCAAUCUGGAACAGGAAAAACGGCUGCAUUCGUCAUUGCAAUGCUAAGUCGCGUUGACACAUCGAAAAACUACCCACAAAUCUUGUGCUUGUCACCAACAUACGAAUUGGCCAUUCAAACUGGUGAAGUUGCGGCCAAAAUUGCACAAUUUUCACCUAUCAAACUACGGUAUGCUGUUCGUGGUGAAGAAGUUGCCCGUGGGUCAAAGUUGGACGAUCACAUAAUAAUCGGUACACCAGGAAAGGUGCUCGAUUGGUCGAGCAAAUUCCGUGUCUUUGAUAUCAAGAAAAUUAGCGUUUUUGUGCUAGAUGAAGCCGAUGUCAUGAUUGCAACACAAGGUCAUCAGGAUCAAUGCACUCGAAUUCACAAACAAAUACCAACAACAUGUCAAAUGAUGUUGUUUUCGGCCACAUAUGAUCGGCAAGUAAUGGAAUUCGCACAACACAUUGUCAAGAAUCCGAUUGUGAUUAAAUUGCUGCGUGAGCAAGAGUCAUUGGACAAUAUCACACAGUACUAUGUUCGUUGCCGUGAUCAAGAUGAAAAGUACCAGGCUAUUCAAAACAUUUAUGGUGUCAUCACCAUUGGUCAGGCCAUCAUAUUCUGUCAUACCCGUAAAACCGCCAGUUGGUUGGCUGUGAAGAUGACAAAGGAUGGACAUUCGGUGGCUGUGUUGUCUGGUGAAUUGACCGUUGAACAGCGAUUGGCUGUGUUGGAUCGCUUCCGUGCCGGAUUGGAAAAGGUUUUGAUUACAACCAACGUUCUAUCUCGAGGAAUCGACGUCGAACAAGUCACAAUUGUUGUAAACUUUGACUUGCCGGUUGAUCAAGAGGGCGACGCCGAUUGCGAAACAUACUUGCAUCGAAUUGGUCGAACCGGACGUUUCGGCAAAAAUGGAAUAGCAAUCAAUUUGGUCGAUUCGGAAAAGUCAAUGAAUGUGUGCCGAACAAUCGAAAAACAUUUUGGAAAGAAGAUUCAUCUUUUGGACGCCGAUGAUUCCGAUGAAAUCGAGAAAAUUGGCUCAUAAACAGGAUACACUGUGCAGUGCAUUCUAUUCAAAACAUUCAUUAAAUCCAGUUACUGUUAACAAGUUAACAACAUACAUUGCACUCAAAUAAACAUAAAAUUAUUUUAAAAAAAAACUCAUACACAAUUACUAUGAGACUCUUAACAUAAGACAAAAGAAAAUGUAAUAAAAAUACAAACAUUUUUCAUCGAAAAAGCAAAA